AUGUGCUCCUACUCCUUCCUCUACUACUAUUGCGGCUGCGACGUCUUCAUGAUCGACGAUAGUGUGGAAUACUGCGGCAAUCGAUAUCUCAAUGGCUACUCAGUCGAGAUCUGGAGCGCCGAUAUGUGCAAAGACCGAGUGGUAAAGUGCAAUGGGAGGAGUCGAUGGUAUUGUUCCGAAUGCAGCGAGGACCAUACACUAGAAUAUGAGCUGGAAGAAUAG
Messenger RNA from Cercospora beticola, 222 nucleotides. Lineage: Eukaryota; Fungi; Ascomycota; Dothideomycetes; Mycosphaerellales; Mycosphaerellaceae. The record is from RefSeq and is a predicted model, not a curated record.